This is a messenger RNA of Elaeis guineensis (African oil palm), 1210 nucleotides long. Its product is annotated as probable pinoresinol-lariciresinol reductase 3. NCBI's taxonomy places the organism in Eukaryota, Viridiplantae, Streptophyta, Magnoliopsida, Arecales, Arecaceae. The record is from RefSeq and is a predicted model, not a curated record. Gene Ontology annotation, molecular function: oxidoreductase activity.
UGAUUUGGGUUGGGUUGGGUUGGGUUAGCGUUAGGAGUUUCUUGGGGAUACUCUGAGACUUGGGAGCUUUUCGAACGACGGCCAUGGCGAUGGAGACGGGAAGCAAGAGCCGGAUCCUGGUGAUCGGGGCGACGGGGACUCUAGGGCGGAACCUGGUGAGGGCCAGCCUUGCGGCGGGGCACUCCACUUUCGCCCUCGUUCGGGAGCCCGCCUUCUCCGACCCCCAAAAGUCUCUCCUCCUCCGCUCCUUCUCCGCCGACGGCGUCAAUAUCCUCAAGGGUUCUUUACAAGACUUUCAAAGUCUUCUUGAAGCUGUAAAGCAAGUAGAUGUUGUAAUAUGUGCAGUGCCAUCAAACCAAACACUCAAUCAAAAGCUUCUCAUUCAAGCUAUAAAAGAGGCAGGAUGCAUCAAGAGGUUUGUUCCAUCUGAAUUUGGAGCUGAUCCUGAUAAAGUUCAAAUCCUUGGCAUGGACCAUGGCCAUUAUGAGAUGAAAACUGAAAUUCGACGUUGUAUAGAGAAUGAAGGCAUUCCUUACACCUACAUUUCUUGCAAUCUCCUGAUGAGAUACUUGCUUCCUUCACUUGUGCAACCAGGUCUCAAUGCUCCUCCAAGAGAUAAAAUAACGAUCUUUGGUGAUGGAAAUGUUAAAGCUGUCUCAAUAAUGGAUAUUGAUGUUGCCACCUUCACAAUCUGCACCAUAGAUGACCCAAGGACACUAGAUACGGUAUUAUAUUUGAGACCCCCAGGUAAUGUCUAUUCGAUGAAUGAAUUGGUUGAAAUGUGGGAGAUGAAAAUCGGAAAGAUGCUUGAGAAGGUUUAUGUACCAGAGGAGCAACUCCUUAGAAUCAUUCAGGAGACACCAUUCCCAAGCAACAGGCAUUUCAUUUUUAUUUAUUCUGCUUUCAUAAAGGGUGAUCACACAUACUUCAGCAUUGACUCAUCUGGCUUGGAUGGAUGCAAACUAUAUCCACAUGUGAAAUACACCACUGUGAGUGAGUAUUUGGAUUCUCUCUUGUGAGAAACCUCUAAUCAAAGUUUGAAUUGUUCUGGUGAUUUCACUCUUUCUUAUCUCUUAAUGUACUGUAUUUUACCAUACUUACUGUAUUUUACCAUGAAGACACCAUUUUUCUCAAUUUUAUGUUACAUUCUUUGCUUUAUGGAACUAUGUAUAAUUAUUUCUGUUGCUGAGAUAAGAUUUUAUUUUUGAGA